AUGGAUGUAAAAAAUGCAUUUCUCCAUGGAGAAUUACAAGAGAAAGUGUACAUGCAACCACCAUCAGGUUAUGGUCAAGCUCAAAAUGGUAUGGUAUGCAAGCUUCGCAAGGCUAUUUACGGUCUAAAGCAAUCUCCAAGAACUUGGUAUGCCAAGCUUAGCUUAGUUUUGGAAAAGGCUUCUUUUCUUAGGAGUAAUGCAGAUUCCUUUCUAUUUGUUCGAACUGGCACAAGAAGAAGGUUAAUGGUUCUUAUCUAUGUGGAUGAUCUUAUAAUCAUAGGUAACAGUGCAACUGAGAUUGCAGCCUUGAAGCAAUCUUUACAUGAGACCUUCACCAUCAAGGAUCUUGGAAGGCUAAAGUAUUUUCUUGGCAUAGAAAUGGCUACUUUUUCCAAAGGGUUGUUCCUAAAUCAAAGGAAAUAUGUAACCGAUCUUCUCAAGGAGACAAAUCUUCUUGAUUGCAAACCUACAUCCUCUUUAAUUGACAACAAACUCAAGCUUACCAUGAAUGGAGAAACUCUUCAUAAUGUGAGUUAUUAUCAAAGACUGGUUGGUAAGCUAAUUUACCUCACCAUCAUUCGUCCUGAUAUCACCUACGUAGUGGGGAUAGUUAGUCAGUUUAUGCAUUCUCCCACCAUUGAUCAUGUCAACAUUGUUAAACAGAUUCUUCAUUAUCUUAAAGGGUCUAUUUGGAGAGGAAUUCUCAUGCAAAAUAACCAAUCUACAAGCAUAAGUGGUUACAUUGAUGUUGAUUCGGUAGGCAAUGCCAUUGAUAGAAAUUCCACAACAGGUUACUGCACAUUUGUGGGAGGCAAUAUUGUAACCUGGAAAAGCAAGAAGCAACAGGUCAUUGCUUGA
Molecule: messenger RNA, 858 nt
Organism: Malus domestica (apple)
Lineage: Eukaryota; Viridiplantae; Streptophyta; Magnoliopsida; Rosales; Rosaceae
Source: RefSeq, a predicted model, not a curated record